AUGUCGCAAAAGUCAUGGAAGUCUAAGACCAAUUCUCAGAAGCAGCGACCAUACUGGGAACGAAAGCAGGAGUCAUUCGCCAAUGUCGACAUGGGACCAUUGAUCGAAUGCACCAUUUGCCAUGUCAAAUGCUUUCAAGGCCGCUUCUCCCGCUCCCAACUGGAUAAGUACAAGGCAGCGCUUGCGAGAGAACGUCGAGGUGGGCCACCAGCGGAACUUCCGCGUUGCGCAAGCUGCACACCGAAGCCUGUAGCGGAGCUCCACUGCACUGGUUGUCGCCUGACCAAAGACUUGAGCUUCUUCUCCAAGCAGCAACGAAAGAAACCGGACGAUGCCAAAUGCAUGAACUGCCAACAAGAGAUCGAAGACCGUCUUCCCCAUCUUGAUGAUGCCCUUGAAGAAGAACGCAUACGAGAAGAACACCGUCGACAGACAGCUCCAAGCUCGACACUGAGCACCGUCUCUGGAUCUGCCAGUGGUUCUGGUGUCCAGUCUCGAGCACAAUCCAGUAACGGUGACGGAAUCUACUUGGGUGAAGACCGUGAAUCUGCCUGGGGCGGUAUGGAUGUCCGCUCGCAAUCUCCCGCCAACACCGAGGUCUCUGAUUCCCGUAGCACCUCUAGCUAUUCCGGACGUGGAUCCAGGAAUAACUUUGCGAAGCAAGGCGCCUACAACCCACCGAUUCAAGCGCGUGUGCAAAAUCAGCUCGAGCGCGAGGAAAGACAGAGACAAGAAGCGCAAAUGGCCAGCAAGCAGGACAGCUCCGAUGACGACGAUGACUGGGAACUGUAA
Cladophialophora carrionii CBS 160.54 is the source of this 792-nucleotide messenger RNA. RefSeq lists its product as uncharacterized. The coding region runs from base 1 to 792 and encodes 263 amino acids. The transcript is spliced from 4 exons. The record is from RefSeq and is a predicted model, not a curated record. Lineage: Eukaryota; Fungi; Ascomycota; Eurotiomycetes; Chaetothyriales; Herpotrichiellaceae.